CCCAGUCCAAAAAGCGAAGCUGUGUCAGAAGGCGGAACACGAGUUCCCCGGAAUGCCUUGCGGCAUCAUGGACCAAUACGUUGUGACACUGGCCAGAAAGGACCAUGCUCUGUUAAUAGACUGCAGGUCGUUAGAAGCCAAGCACAUUCCAAUAAAUACGGGAGACACUGCGAUCCUGGUGGUGAACUCCAACGUGAAGCACCAGCUGACUGGCAGCGAGUAUCCGCAGCGGAGAGCGCAGUGCCAGGAGGCGGCUGACAAGCUUGGCUUGCCCUCUCUAAGGGGCGCUACCAGGAAAGACUUAGAAGAACUCAAACGGCAGAACUGUGAUAAGCUGGUGCUGAUGAGGGCUGAGCACAUCAUCGAUGAGAUACACCGCACGGAGCAGGUGGCCAAGAGCCUCGCGCAGAUGGACUUAGAUAGGGUCGGCGAAAUGUUCUACCAGUCACACGAGUCGCUAAGCACUCUGAUGCAGGUGUCUUGCCCAGAACAGGACCAGCUCGUGGACAUUAUGAGAGGAGCACCAGGGGUCUACGGGGCUAGAAUGACCGGGGGCGGGUUUGGAGGCUGCGUGGUUGCUUUGGUAAAGAAGGGCGACGUGGAGGGCCUGAAAAGCAAGAUAUUGAAGAACUACAAAGGGACGCCGACUUUCUUCGUGUGCGAGCCGAGCAAGGGCGCGCGCGCUCUCGCAAUAAAAUGAUGGCAAAUACUCUAUGUUAUUAUUUAUUUAGGACCCUAGAAUCAACAUAAACAUCUGGACCACGCAGUUAGAUUUCCGUAUUUUUGUAAC
Molecule: messenger RNA, 790 nt
Organism: Ostrinia furnacalis (Asian corn borer)
Lineage: Eukaryota; Metazoa; Arthropoda; Insecta; Lepidoptera; Crambidae
Product: galactokinase
Exons: 5
Biological process (GO): galactose metabolic process
Cellular component (GO): cytosol
Molecular function (GO): galactokinase activity
Source: RefSeq, a predicted model, not a curated record